GCAAGAAUGAGUGAAUUGGAUUGACGUGGAGGUGAUGGAGGAAGAGAAAUGGUCUACACGUCAAAAUGACAAUGUAUAUUACAUGGUUAACAGAAUGAGUGGGGUCAUGCCUGGUGUUGUGACUGUAGUGUUGAUCACAGACCUGAAGGCAGAGUGUGCUGUGGAAGUGAAGUUUAGCAGAUCUGGGAAAUCAAGCUCUGGUUGUAAAGGAACAAACUAAACAUGUCAACUGAAAAUACGAAAAAACAAAUCCCAGAUAGCAAUUCUGCUCCAGCUCUGCCUGCACCACUCAGUGAUCUGAAAAUUAAAUAUACUAAGAUAUUUAUAAAUAAUGAAUGGCAUGAUGCAACUAAUGGCAAAAAAUUUGCAGUCUAUAACCCUGCAACUGGAGAUAAAAUUUGUGAGGUAGAAGAAGGAGACAAGGAGGACAUAGACAAAGCUGUUAAAGCAGCGAGAGAAGCUUUUCAGCUUGGGUCACCAUGGCGUACAAUGGAUGCUUCAGAACGGGGAAGGCUCUUAAAUAAACUAGCUGACUUAAUUGAAAGAGAUCGUCUACUCUUAGCUACAAUGGAAGCCAUUGAUGGUGGAAAACUUUUUUCCACUGCCUACUUAAUGGAUUUAGGAGCCUGCAUUAGAAGUGUACGCUACUGUGCAGGCUGGGCUGAUAAAGUUCAAGGUCGUACCAUUCCAAUGGAUGGAAACUUUUUCACAUUUACGAGACAUGAACCCAUUGGUGUGUGUGGCCAAAUUAUUCCUUGGAACUUCCCUUUGGUUAUGUUUGUCUGGAAGAUUGCUUCUGCCCUUUGUUGUGGAAACACAGUGAUCAUCAAACCAGCAGAAGAAACUCCACUGACUGCUAUUUACAUGGGAUCUUUAAUUAAAGAGGCUGGAUUUCCACCGGGGGUAGUGAAUAUUGUGCCAGGUUUUGGACCGACGGCUGGAGCAGCAAUUUCUCACCACAUGGACAUAGAUAAAGUGGCUUUCACAGGCUCUACACAGGUUGGCAAACUGAUCAAAGAAGCUGCUGGAAAGAGUAAUCUGAAGAGGGUUACAUUGGAACUUGGAGGGAAAAGUCCUAAUAUCAUAUUCGCAGAUGCAGAUUUGGACAAUGCUGUGGAAUUUGCACACGUUGGUCUGUUCUACCACCAGGGUCAAUGCUGCGUAGCAGGCUCUAGGAUUUUUGUGGAAGAACCUAUUUAUGAAGAAUUUGUCCGUAGGAGCGUUGAGCGAGCUAAGAAAAUUACCCUUGGUGAUCCUCUGUCUUGUGGUGUAAAUCAAGGUCCCCAGAUUAAUAAGGAGCAGUUUCGUAAAAUCCUUGACCUAAUUGAGAGUGGGAAAAAAGAAGGAGCCAAACUGGAAUGUGGAGGAGGUCCAUGGGGAGACAAAGGUUACUUCAUCCAGCCCACGGUUUUCUCUAAUGUUACAGAUGAUAUGCGCAUCGCCAAAGAAGAGAUUUUUGGGCCAGUGCAGCAAAUCAUGAAGUUUAAAACUGUAGAUGAAGUUAUCAAGAGGGCAAACAAUACUCAUUAUGGGUUAGCAGCAGCAGUUUUUACCAAAGACCUUGAUAAAGCAUUGACAUUUGCAACUGCUCUUCAGGCUGGAACAGUAUGGGUUAACUGCUAUAGUGCAAUGUCUGCUCACUGUCCUUUUGGAGGAUUUAAAAUGUCAGGAAAUGGACGAGAAAUGGGAGAAUAUGGCAUUCAAGAAUAUACAGAAGUUAAGACUGUCACAAUCAAAAUUCCACAGAAGAAUUCAUAAUGUUGCUUCAGGGCAGAAUUUAGCAUCUUCAAAAUGCUAAGCAAAUCUGCAAAGGUUAAUUGUGUUGUGAAAAUUUUUACAUCCCAAAUUAUUCAUUAACUUGCAAACAAGGAAUUUGCUUACAUUAACAUGAUCAAGAUUAAUGUAGAAACUUUACAUGUAAUUAACUGAGAAAGGGAAAUUCUUA
Gopherus flavomarginatus (Mexican gopher tortoise) is the source of this 1945-nucleotide messenger RNA. RefSeq names its product aldehyde dehydrogenase 1 family member A1 (gene ALDH1A1). NCBI's taxonomy places the organism in Eukaryota, Metazoa, Chordata, Testudines, Testudinidae. The record is from RefSeq and is a predicted model, not a curated record. The transcript has 15 exons. Bases 223 to 1758 code for a protein of 511 amino acids. Gene Ontology annotation, molecular function: benzaldehyde dehydrogenase (NAD+) activity.